UUUUAUCUUUUCUUUGUUUUCUUCUUUUGUCUUUCUACCACUCUAGAAUUGUAGUGGAAUUUUCUUUCUUCUUGUUUUUCUCAUUCAAACUACUAUAGUUUUCAAGACUCUGCCUUUUUCCCCCUUCUCUGCUUAGCCUUUUCCACCUAUUUUUUGCUAUUCAGAUCUCAAGUUUUACACUUUGCUUUCCCUCUGUAAAUUUCUUGUUUUGUGGCAAAAUUCAGAAAGUAGCAAAGUUUUCUUGAAAUGGCCGGCCGUUAUGAUCAUAACCCUUUUGAAGAAGAAGAAGAAGUUAACCCUUUUGCUGAUGGCGGAGGCAGAGGGAAAUCUUCAGGGCAAUCAAAAUUUAGUGGAGGUGCAUUUUAUACCACAUCCGGGAGUGUGCCUCCAGCAACAAACUCCAGACUUUCACCCCUUCCGCCAGAACCAGCUGAUUUCUAUGACCGCAAUGCGUCAAUUGAUAUUCCUCUUGACAGUGCUUCGGACCUGAAAAAGAAAGAAAAAGAAUUACAGUCUAAGGAGAAUGAAUUGCGGAGGAGGGAACAGGAUCUAAAAAGGAGAGAAGAUGCUGCUGCACGAGCCGGCAUUGUUCUCGAGGAGAAAAAUUGGCCUCCGUUCUUCCCAAUCAUCCAUCAUGAUAUUGCAAAUGAAAUACCAAUUCAUCUUCAAAAGCUACAAUAUGUUGCAUUUACAACGUUCUUGGGACUUAUUGCAUGCCUAUUAUGGAACAUUGUAGCUACAACUACAGCAUGGAUUAAAGAAGGAGAUGUGAAGAUCUGGUUCCUUUCUAUCAUAUACUUCAUAUCAGGUGUUCCUGGAGCCUACUUCAUGUGGUAUCGUCCUCUGUAUCGUGCGUUUAGAACUGAGGGUGCCAUGAAGUUUGCGUGGUUUUUCUUGUUUUACUUGGUUCACAUUGUAUUUUGCGUCUUUGCUGCUGUUGCUCCUCCAGUAGUCUUCAGAGGAAAAUCCCUUACAGGCAUCCUGCCUGCGGUGGAUCUCAUCGGCAAAAAUGUACUUGUUGGGAUUUUCUACUUCAUCGGUUUUGGGUUAUUUUGUCUCGAGUCAUUGCUGAGCAUUUGGGUUAUUCAGCAAGUAUACAUGUAUUUCCGAGGAAGUGGUAAAGCCGCGCAGAUGAAGCAAGAAGCUGCUAGAGGUGCCCUUAGAGCAGCAAUAUAAUUGAAAGAAAUGUUCUUGGUAGAAGGCUGUUAAAUAUGCUUUUGGUGAUUAUAUGUUUUAGUUAGUUCAAUUUGACAUAUAUGCUGCUUGUUUUGCAUAUGCUUUUGGUGAUUAUGCUUUUAUUUAUGACUACUUAGACCAAAGUGCUGUUAGGAAAAAGAUUUAGAAUUCCUUUUGUUUAAUUGGAGACACAAUCUAUAUUAUGUUUAUAUUGCUAUUUUUGUCAUACUCAUUUCUUGUAAUAUGUUUCUUCUGAAAAUCAAA
This is a messenger RNA of Solanum lycopersicum (tomato), 1440 nucleotides long. RefSeq names its product secretory carrier-associated membrane protein 2. Gene Ontology annotation, biological process: protein transport. Lineage: Eukaryota; Viridiplantae; Streptophyta; Magnoliopsida; Solanales; Solanaceae. The record is from RefSeq and is a predicted model, not a curated record. Gene Ontology annotation, cellular component: trans-Golgi network membrane; recycling endosome membrane.